Molecule: messenger RNA, 3126 nt
Organism: Neospora caninum
Lineage: Eukaryota; Apicomplexa; Conoidasida; Eucoccidiorida; Sarcocystidae
Product: adaptin N terminal region domain-containing protein
Exons: 15
Coding region: 1-3126 (1041 amino acids)
Biological process (GO): receptor-mediated endocytosis; intracellular protein transport
Cellular component (GO): membrane coat; AP-4 adaptor complex
Molecular function (GO): cargo adaptor activity
Source: RefSeq, a predicted model, not a curated record
AUGAAUGCCGCCGGGUCAAACGUCAGCAAAGAGUUUUUCCACCUGAUCAAGGCCAUUGGAGAGGCCAGAUCAAAACAGGAGGAAGACCGCAUUGUCGCCAACGAAAUCGCCACUUUGAAGGUGAAGCUUAAUGAGCCGAACAUCUCCCCGCAAAAGAUGCAGGAGUUGUUGAUUCGGAGUUUGUACGUGGAACUUCUCGGCCACGACGCCUCGUUCGCCCACUUCCACGCGGUGAAGAUGACAAACCAAACCAACAACAUCAAAGCCAAGAGGCUCGGCUACUUGGCCUGCAAUCUCUUCCUCAGCGAGGACAACGAACUGAUGCUUCUCCUCAUCAACACGAUUCAAAAGGAUCUCGCUUCCCCAAACAUCUUGAAUGUGCAGUCGGCGCUUCACUGCGUGGCUCGUCUGCUGACGGCCGAGAUGCUCCCUGCGCUGUUGCCUUCGCUCUCGUCGCUCCUGCAACAUCCGCAUGCAGCAGUCCGGAAGAAGGCGGUGAUGGCAGUCCACAAAGUCCUCGACUUGAAAGAGCGCCAACAAGAGCGUCGCGCGAAGCUCGCAGCGUCGCUGAAGCCUGCGCGCGCCGCCCUCGAGGACGACGACUUUGACUCCGAGGUCAUGGAGGGUCUGAGAGAGAAGAUGAGGCGAGCGCUGUGCGACGCAGAUCCCUCCGUGAUGGCUGUCUCUCUCCACGUCAUUCACCGCCUCGCAGCGAAGAACGUCGCGGCCUGGCGCGAUCUGGUGUCUUCGCUCGUCUCCAUCUUGAAGCAAAUCAUCGACCGAAAACUGCCCAAAGACUACGAGUACCACCGAGUCCCUGCCCCGUGGAUUCAGAUCAAGAUUCUCUCUCUCCUGUCGACGCUGGCGGCGGGAGACCAGCGGGCCUCUGAAGAGGUCUACGAGCUACUGCAAGAGGUGAUGCGACGCGCGGACGCAGCGGGGGUGAAUGUCGCCUACGCCGUCAUCUACGAGUGCGUCCGAACGAUAGCUGCUCUGUAUCCUUACCCGAAACUCCUCGAUGUCGCCGGUUGCAGCAUCAGCCGCUUCAUUUCCGCGGAGAACAACAAUCUGCGCUACGUCGGGGUCACUGGCCUGGCUGCGGUCGUGCAAGUUUCUCCCGCCUACGCGACGCAGCACCAGCUGGUUGUUGUCGAUUGCCUCGAAGACAGCGACGACACGUUGAAGAGGAAGACUCUCGACUUGCUCGUGAAAAUCACAAAUCCCGUAAACGUCGCCGUCAUUGUGGAGAAGCUGCUGGGACACUUGCGCGCGACUGUCGACGCACAUCUUCGCGCAAACCUCGUCCAGAAAAUCAUCAUGCUCGCUGAGAGAUAUUCGCCGGAUCCGCGUUGGUUUUUGGAGACGAUUUUGUGCGUCUUGGAGGUCAGCGGUCCGUCUCUGCCGCUCGCGUCUUCGGGCGCGAACUCGGGAGCGCUGCGGGGCCUCGCGGGUGUCUCGACAGCUGGCAACCUGGCCGCAGGCCUGUGCUACUCGACGGCCUACUCCCUGCUGCAGCUCGUGGCGGAAGGCCCGACGGAGAACGAGGAAACAGACCGCGAAUUCCGCGAAUACGCCGUCAACGACAUGGUUGCGCUGCUGGAGCGGAAGAAGCUGGUGAUCCCCGAUGUGCUGAUGCAGGUUGUCAGCUGGGUGCUCGGCGAGUUCGGCGGCUACUGCCAUGCAGGGGAAUCUGUCAUCGAUCUUCUCGCGUCGUGCCUCGAGAGGACGUAUGAAGACCCGACGACGCAGGCGUGGAUCCUUUCAGCCAUUCUGAAGCUGUGCGUGUUCUACGGGCGGUGCGCGUUGGGCUCCGGAGCGGCGGUGGACGCGCGAAGUUCGACUGAGCAGGGACGGUCGAAGGCUCGCGGCCUGCCUGCGGGGCUCCUCCAUCUCCUUCAGAAGCAACAGAGACAGCUCGCCACGCCGCCGGAGGUACAAGAGCGCUGUUUUCGCGGCCUCCUCCUCCUCCAGCUGGUCCCCUGGCAGGUGCUCAGAGACGUCUUCCCCUUCGAUGCCUCCACAGAAGAUGUGCAAGUCGACCGGAACUUGCCAUUCCUGAACGAGCCGGUCGCGCCCUCAUUGAACUUCGCGCCUUACGCGCCGCCGCGGGCGCCGUCGACCGCAGUCGUUGGAGCCCACGCGCGCGGCGCUGCGGAGCGCGUUUCACCGUCGACGGGACUGAACGGCGCGGGGACAGCUGCGGGACGAGGGCCGGACGAGGCCGCAGAGGAAAAAGGCGGGUUCCAGGUCCAAGUGGGCGUGGAAGCUGGAGGCCGAGCCUUUGUCCCCGCUGCGACGCCGCAGGCGCGGCCGAUGACGGCAAGAGAGUUGACGGCGGCGGCUCUCUUCAGCGGCACGACUUCUGUUCCAGUGUCGGGCGUCUCGAGCUCGCGCGGGCUCCCGCUGGGCAACAACCCGCGUUCGUCUUCUUCCGCUGUGUCUUCUGUCGGGUCGCUCAGCGGACUCAGCAAGGUUGGCGACCGCAGAGGCGAGGAGGAAGAAUGGAGGCGCAUGCACGCGACUUGGGGGACGAGCGGAGGCCGAGGCGACACAGAAGAGCGAGUCGGCGCUGGACAGCGCGGGGCUUCCGCGGCAGAUGUAUCGGACGCUUCAGUUGACUUGUUGGGGCUGGGAUCUCCAAGGAGAGCAUCUGAGGCGCCGAAUGGAGACGGGGGGGACGCGGCGAGGCUGGGAGGCGCGAGAAAGGGCGAGAAGCGAGAGAGUCCGUCGCUCAUCGAUGUUUUGUCGAUCGACUUUCACGCACAAGACGGCGCGGCGGGCGCGAGCAAUGGAGAGCGCGGAGGCGACAAAGUCCAGAGAACCGUUGCGAGUCUUCUUCCCCUGCAAACAUCCACUGCAGAGGUGGGGGAGCGCUGGGCGUCGUUGCCGGGCGAGGCCUCGCUGAGUGUCCCCUGUGUCUCCGCCUCUGGUGUCACGCGCUCUUGCCAGGAGUUUCUCACCAACGUCCUUCAGCAAGCAAUUCCGUUGCAUGUCGUUGAAGUCAUCGGCGACGAAGCCAUAACAGCGGCACGGACACCCCUCGGAGGAGACGGUGUGGUGUAUGUACACCUCAAGGUCAAGGACCAGGUAGCGUCAUUCAUUAUCAAGGCCUCGACUCCACAGUAA